AUGGGUAGUGCCUGUAUUCGUGAACGGUUGGAUAGAGCCCUCUGUUCCCAGCAGUGGAUUGAUCGGUUUCCUGAUACCUUGGUCAAACACUUCACGGAUCAAGGCUCGGAUCAUAGAGCUCUCCUCCUGUCUGAUAAACCUUAUAAUCGGAAUAGCCGCCCUCUCUUCCGCUUUGAUGCCCGUUGGGCAGAUAAUCCUGAGGUGCCGGCUAUGGUUACCUAUGUAUGGAAGGAGGAGAUCCAGGGCACCCCUAUGUUCCGCCUUUGGGAGCGCCUCAAGAAGCUUCGUCAUUUCCUGUAUGAUUGGAGCAGAGCAGGUACUACAAAUUCCCUGCGAAAUAUUCAUACCCUUCAGAGCGAAAUUGAUCAGGUCAAAUUGACCCAGCCUAUUGACUGGGAUACGAUCCGGGAGCUGGAGAUGGAAUUGAGUAGACAAUGGGAGGCGGAGGAAGUUUAUUGGCAACAGAAGUCCAGGGUCCACUGGUUAAAGAAAGGGGAUAAAAAUACGUCCUACUUCCAUACGGUAACUCGGACUCGGAGUAAAAGAAAUUUUGUGGCUGGCCUACGGAAUGACGAUGAUGCCUGGAUAACUGACGAAGUUGGAAAAGCGGGUAUUGCGACCUCCUUCUAUCAAAACCUCUUUACGACUAAAAAUCAGGUGGGGAAUAUGGCUGAGCGUGUGGCCUCGUUGCCGAUAGCUCGUAGUGUUACCCCAGAGAUGAAUGCCAGUCUUACGGCGGAAGUUCUCCCGACCGAGGUUCGUAAAACGGUGUUUGCUAUGGGGUCAAAGCAAGCGCCAGGGUCGGAUGGCUUCACUGGGAAAUUUUUUAAGGCCUUUUGGGACAUCGUGGGGGAGUCGGUUAUUUUGGCAGUUUGCUCCUUCUUUGCUACAAGCCGGAUGCUCCGUAGUUUUAACCAUACGUGGCUUACACUAAUCCCAAAGGUAGACAAUGUUGAAUCCAUGCGGCAGCUACGACCAAUAAGUUUGUGCCAGUUUGUUUAUAAAAUCAUUACAAAGAUUAUCUCUGAGGGGCAAAAUGCUUUCAUCCGGGAACGUCAAAUUGUUGAAAAUAUACUGCUGGGACAUGAGUUAAUGCAUUAUCUUAAAAUCAAGACUCGCGGCAAGAAAGGGUUCAUGGCUCUAAAGGUUGACAUGGAAAAGGCAUAUGAUAGAGUCGAGUGGCCCUUUCUCCUUGCGGUAUUGGAAAAGAUGGGCUUUAAUUCUACUUGA
Messenger RNA from Linum trigynum, 1230 nucleotides. The record is from the annotation of a GenBank genome assembly. Lineage: Eukaryota; Viridiplantae; Streptophyta; Magnoliopsida; Malpighiales; Linaceae.